AAAAAUAGAAAUGAGUUUAUUAUUUUUGUCGGCUAGACAGUAGCGAAUUCAAUGAAUAAUAAGACGCUACAUUUUCAGUAUUUUUUUGUGGAAGUAGUCUAUCUCUAUCUCAUUUUCAAUGCGUGUUCUCGUUCAAAAUGCAGACGUGCGACUCCUGUUCGUUUGCUUUGUGUUGUUGUGCCACACGCACUGAAAGGCGAGGUUGCUGCGGGAGCACAACGUUUCUGGACGCAAAGACGUUACGAGGCAGGCCGGAAGACGCUAUUGGUUUCGACAGCUGCUACACGACCGACGCCUCUGGCAAAUCGAAUCGUGUAGUCGUGUCUUCACAGCGUCAACAGAAGAACUCCAGAGGGAUUUUCUUUUUACUAUCUCCAGCAGGGACGAUCUCGUCUCCGUUCCAUAAGUUGUACAAGUACAUGAUGACUUACAUCUUCGUGACGACAGCACUAUUCCAUGUAGUGAACUGCGCACAAGGACGCCGUUUGGGGCGAAAAGUGCACGUGCAUCCGCACGCUAAGGCUAAUGUCGAUGGCCAGCCCUCCUCUAGUUCGACGCUGCUCGGACGAUUGAACGGAGGACAGCAAGGGCAGCCAGAAAAAGGGAACCAACAGGCCUUCCGCAGUGCUCAAUCGCCUUCGCCUAGCCCAUCGGGGCUGUUCGGAAGUGUUGAAGCUGAAGAAAACGAUAUUACGGAGCGCGACGAUGAACAAAUGUCAGAGGGGAACAGAAUGGAGGAAGUCGAUCUCGGCCAAUGA
Amoebophrya sp. A25 is the source of this 758-nucleotide messenger RNA. NCBI's taxonomy places the organism in Eukaryota, Dinophyceae, Syndiniales, Amoebophryaceae. The record is from the annotation of a GenBank genome assembly.